Molecule: messenger RNA, 651 nt
Organism: Paramecium tetraurelia
Lineage: Eukaryota; Ciliophora; Oligohymenophorea; Peniculida; Parameciidae
Exons: 2
Source: RefSeq, a predicted model, not a curated record
AUGAUAAAUUAAUAAGUAAACUCUACAAAAACAGAACCAGUAUAAAUUAAUUAUGAUUAAAUGAAAGGUCCAUUUUAAUAUGCACCAUUUACUAUUGAUCAUCCAGGAUAACCUGAAGAUGAUUUCUCAGUCAAAGACCCAACUGUAAAGACCUUAGAUCGAUCUAGAUUGUGUUUAUCCCCUUUUAAUGUUAAUCAUGAGGUUUCCUUCUUAUUUUCAUUUUUAAGAUUUCUAAUGAAAGGAUUUCCUUCAUCUAAGAACCAAGCAACUUUCAAUUAUUGGCAUUCACCUAAAAAAGUCAAGAGACUACUAAAGGUUUCUAGAAUCAGAAGAAACUCAAACCCAGAUUUGCAGAACUUCUCAAAGCCAAAAUCAACAUCAAUGAAAAAGUAAGGAAAUAUUCCUAUAUUUUUGAUCUGGGCCAAUCGGACAGCAUUCCAUCAUGUAAUAAAUGUGUUGAGUUUUAGUUGUCCUGUUGCCCAAUUCAAAACUACAUAAAUAUUGGAGUCUCAUUUAUUUAUUGAUAAUGAUAGUUCAGGUUAUAAUCAUUCCGUUAAAGCUCGCACACAUUUAUGUUAUAUUUCUCACUCUCAAACUUGUCGAUGCCCUCUUGAACUCAAUUUCAACAUUUGCAAAUAAUGGAUAAAUUGA